Messenger RNA from Prorocentrum cordatum, 303 nucleotides. The record is from the annotation of a GenBank genome assembly. Lineage: Eukaryota; Dinophyceae; Prorocentrales; Prorocentraceae.
GCGGGCCAGGGCAAGCCCGCGGACAACAACAUGUCGGCCCGCGCGUCCACCUACGAGCACCGCGUCCUCAUGCACGCGAUCGCGUGGGCCGCCGCGCCCAAGUGGACGGCGGCGGAUUGGUCGGCGUUGCUGGAUUCCCACGAGUGGAUCGUGCUCAAUAUGCCAGAGAAGAAGAACAAACGUUCCCCGAACGCGGGGGCCGUGGGGCGCGCAGUUGGGCAGAUGUCCGCGAAAUGGGUGGACGCAGUGCGCGAGGACACCACGACGCUCGCGGAGGCCGCGAAGGGGUGCAGGACCGAGCGG